AUGCUGGGAUUUUCUUCGACGACACACACUCUGCCCCCCUCCAGCCCCUCGAGACACUCAGGAUACUCGGUACUCAGCAAUGAUGCUCAAGCGCAAGCAGACAGCCCGCAGAGUGGUACCAUCCGUUACCCUGGUGUCGUGUCCUUCGCCAAUACCAAUGAAGGUGCGAUCAUACACACAUUCGGUACCCUUCUCAAAUGGCGCUAUGAGAAAGACACUCAUGAUCCUGUUUCUAGGAUGGAUCAUGAAGUCGCAUUCAUGGACGUUGCAAACGAUGCUGUCACUAGCAUAGCUAUUGUCCAUUUCACGGUACCAGAUAGCAAAUAUGCGCAGUGUUUCCGACUAAAGGAGGGCCCAGACAUAGCUAUCACCUUUGCCCCCGACAAGUCGAUGGAGACCGAGCCAAACGAAAGAUGA
This is a messenger RNA of Aspergillus calidoustus, 417 nucleotides long. Lineage: Eukaryota; Fungi; Ascomycota; Eurotiomycetes; Eurotiales; Aspergillaceae. The record is from the annotation of a GenBank genome assembly.